AUGGCUUCGACUGAUGAGGAUGAGAACUUCCAAGACGUGGACGAAUCCGAGACGACGUUACGAGAACUUGCCGGUGAAGAACGAUCCCCAGUCGAGGAAUCAUUCUACGAAUCUUAUAUCAUCCAAUCACGGACCGCCGUUGACAAUUUAUACGCAUCGAAUGUUUUAUCAUGUCAAAAACAUAUGAAAGUGAUGGGUGAUCUAGCUAGACAGAGGAAAGUUAAGUUAUCUUCUCUCGAAAGAGAACAAAAAAAGCUCCUAAAAAGAAUGGAAAAUCUAAAAGAGAAACAAGAAAUACAUUUACAAAAACGAUCGAAGACAAAUGACUCGAAAUCUAAAAGUGCAAAGAUUGAACAGACAGAGACUGCUGACAAGUUUAAUAGAACAAACCGUAGGCGCGGUUCUUUACCACCGCUGAUAACAGACACUAAAGACCAUACCCCGAAGAUGGUAAAAAGUUCCGAUCGGUUAAGUGUACCCGGUAAUAAUCUCUCUAAAUCUUGCAAUGAUCUGACAUCACUUUAUAACAGAGAUUCGCCAAGCCAAGAAUCGACUCUGGUCUUGCCAGCAAUCAAAUCCUCACGAUCAUAUGAAAACCUGUUAGGAACCCCUUUUAUCACCCACAUAUCAUCAAAAGUACACCAGCGCAUGGAGUCACGUGAUUCAAAAUCAAGCUGGGAUGAGAAAAAAAUUAAAACACAAAUUUCUACGAAAGUAAAGUGGGUUCCAAGAAAUUAA
This is a messenger RNA of Paramuricea clavata, 738 nucleotides long. The record is from the annotation of a GenBank genome assembly. Lineage: Eukaryota; Metazoa; Cnidaria; Anthozoa; Malacalcyonacea; Plexauridae.